Molecule: messenger RNA, 5001 nt
Organism: Nothobranchius furzeri (turquoise killifish)
Lineage: Eukaryota; Metazoa; Chordata; Actinopteri; Cyprinodontiformes; Nothobranchiidae
Gene: fgf12a
Product: fibroblast growth factor 12a
Biological process (GO): regulation of voltage-gated sodium channel activity
Cellular component (GO): nucleus; cytoplasm
Molecular function (GO): growth factor activity; sodium channel regulator activity
Source: RefSeq, a predicted model, not a curated record
UUCGUUUUUGAUCUGAUUUACGUUCGCAACCUUCCAUUAGCAGAUGAUGCAUUUAUCCCCGCACAUCCCCCGGGAGAAAUCCUAAUACGAACCUCAAUCACGUAUGAUUGCGUUAAAAGAGUCGGAGAGGGAGAGAGAGAGGUGGGAGAGAGGGAGACGGAGACAGAAGGGGGAGGCUGUGGACUCCCUCUCGUCGUCGGGGAUGUAACGCACCGACACAGCGCUCAUUCUGCACGAGCUGGCGUUGAGACUCCUUCAUUAUUUGUGCGCUAUAAAAGCACUUGAGCGUGCGCGUUCGCCUCAACUAUUUGUUGCAUUUUUGGACUCUUAAUCACUCCCCGCUGGCUUGGGUUCCAGCUCUGCAGCAUCCUUGCAGAGUGAAGCCGCUGCUUCCAUUUUUCUCUCCCUCCAAGACUGCAUUUAGAGGUUGCCAUCGACGUAACCGAACAGUGGGGCUCAGAGAUCUGUCAGAGCUGCUCCGCAUCCAGGACAAGCGGGACGGUGUCGCUGACCGAUGCGCAUGAUGAUGUGAGGAGCAGGAGAAGUUGGGGUAUCGCCUCGUUUUGUCUACUCACACGCAGGAGCCCGUUUAUUCGAGCUGGCGUGAAUCAAACGGGAGCCAGCAGGGCGGACUGCUGUGCAGACGCACCGCCGUUCACCUGGAGCACCUGAGCAUCUCCAAUGACAACGCAGCUCACAAACACUGUUGCAUGUUUUCACGAGUGACAUCUCGGCCCCGGUGGCCUUGGCCAUAAAUUCGUCUCACAGCAGCUGCUUCAAAGUCCCGAGUGCCAUCCGAACUCGGAGCAGACUCCAUGCUGCUGACUCCUCCAGAGGAUGCCUGACGUGCAAAGAUGCGCGGGACUCACAGGAUGACGUUUAGUUAAAACAACCGUGGACCAAAUUACACAAUAUUUUGUCUCGCAUUUGUUUGCAUCUGGAUCCGACCACUGCCGAACUAGAGUUUUUUUUCAUUAUUAUAAUUUAUUUUGUUUUUGUUAGACUCGGUUCGGGGAGAUGGCUGCGAUCGCCAGCUCCCUGAUCCGGCAGAAACGCCAGGCCAGGGAGUCCAACAGUGACCGGGUCUCCACUUCCAAACGGCGCCCCAGCCCCAGCAAGGACCCCCGCUCUCUCUGCGAGAGGCAUUUCUUGGGGGUCUUCAGCAAAGUCCGCUUCUGCAGCGGCAAGAAACGACCCGUUCGGCGGCGGCCAGAUGCACCCUUGAAACCUCCACAGGUGUCCCAUAAGGGCUGCAGGCUAGAGCCACAGCUGAAAGGCAUCGUGACACGACUUUUCAGCCAGCAGGGUUUCUACCUGCAGAUGCAGCCGGAUGGAACCAUCGAUGGCAGCAAGGACGAGAACAGCGACAACACCCUGUUUAAUCUUAUUCCUGUGGGUCUGAGAGUGGUGGCCAUCCAAGGGGUGAAAAGUGGCUUCUACAUUGCCAUGAAUGGCGAGGGGAUGCUCUACAGCUCGGAGAUGUUCACGCCUGAGUGUAGAUUUAAGGAAUCAGUUUUCGAAAACUACUAUGUGAUCUACUCAUCCACUGUGUACCGACAGCAAGAGUCAGGUCGAGCCUGGUUCCUUGGUCUCACAAAGGAGGGUCAAGUCAUGAAGGGCAACCGAGUCAAGAAGACCAAACCCUCAUCUCAUUUUGUGCCCCGGCCUAUUGAAGUUUGUAUGUACAGGGAGCCAUCAAUGCAUGAGAUAGAGGACAAGCACCGCUCCAGGAAGAGCUCAGGGACCCCCACCAUGAAUGGAGGGAAAGCUGUCAAUCAGGACUCCACAUAGCACCGGGAAGAGCAAGGGGCUUCCUGCAUGGGAGGUGGCCUCAUCCUGACUCAGGGGGAAGGGGCCACAGGAAAACAAAUCACCCUCCUUCAAAAAAUGACACACCACCAUUUCCUCUCUAACCGAAGAGGGUGAAACAACAACGAUGAAGAUGAGCUAUUCCUGUACAACCAAGACAACAAAACCCGAACUCUUGCCUGUGAACACCUUUUAGACGACUUAAGAUGAAUUACCAGAGGAUAUAUAUAUGUAUAUGUAUAGAUCUACAAGGUAUAUGAGAUAUACUUGACCAAAAUUUUAUGCAAACAGAGAAAAGGCUGUGAAAACAAGCAAAGGAAUGGUGGUUUCCCUUCACACGAACACAAAUAUCUAUUAUUUCCAAUUUAUGCUGUGAAAAACAAGCUUUAAUACAUGUUCAGUUUUCAUACAGUGAAAUUUUUUUCUAUAUGCUAUUGCACUUCUACAUUCUCUAUUGUUAUUAAUAUCAACGUCAUUGUCAUAUUCAUUCUAACCACUUCAUAGAGGGUCAUCCAUGUGCAGAAACAGAAUUUAUUUUUCUGUUUGUUGUUUUCUCUCAAAGUUUCAAUCGUGAAUGUAACGUUGCACCGCCUGCUGUGGUGUGAGGCUGAGAGUUCUCUGUACUGGUCUGCAGAGAGCUCACGAUAGGAUGCUAUUUACUCAGGUGUGUAUUGUAAGUUAGAUUGGUGUGACUAGUAGGGGACAAACCUUGCUGCGUAGCAGGGGAGAACUGCAUCAAGCAAUACAAUAGAGGGCAACAAGGAUGUCUUUAAAAAUAGUGACAACAGUAACAAACUGGCAGCGCAUUGCUGUGGUAGGAAGGCUUCUGUGUAGAUGAGACCUGAAAGGAAAGUUGCAUAUGUGGAGAAGAGUGAGAAUAAGGGAAAAUCAGUUUUAAUAGUUGUGCAAAUGUGUUAAAAUGACAAAUUUGAAUAUUCUGUUUAAAACUCGAGCCAAUAUGAUCAGCAUUGGUUAUCUGAGCCGUGGCUAAAAACAAACACCUUGCAUUUGCAACAAAACAUUUUUUAACGUUCCUCUGCUUCAAUUAUUUUAUUGGGACAAAUCAAGAAGUGAUCUUUAUGUUUAUGUUUAUUUAUUUGGCAGACGCUUUUAUCCAAAGCGACUUACAAUUUAUAACCUAUAGGGCAUGUUGUGAUCUGUGGGGGAAACCGGAGUACCCGGAGGAAACCCACGCAUGCAUGGGGAGAACACGCAACUCCACGCAGAAAGGCCGCAGCCGUGUUUCGAACCUGCAACCUUCGUGCUGCGAGGCAACAGUGCUAACCACUGUGCCACCAUGCAGAGCUCUUUAAUUUAAGAGUCCUUAUUAGUUUUAUUCUGAGGAUAAAACCAUGAAUGGAAACUAUUUUGAUUGACUUGGCAGCGAAUGGCUUGAGUUUUGUAAUACUUUUUAUGUUGUGUCACUUUUAUCAAAAAAUCAUUAGCCAUUUUUGUGCUGAAGGAUGGGGUGUCAGACUGUUUAAUAAAUCACUGACCUGAUGUGUUGACAUUUGCAACAUGGGGUCACAAUCAUCAGCACCUUCCUAUCAGAGUACUAGUUGAAUGCUGAAAGAGGAAAUCGGUUGAAUAGAAUUUAACCAUGGUUGUGGAUGAGAUUACUUACUAUUUUUAGUCUCCUCCUGUCUUUUAUUUUGUAAUCCAUAAAAUAAGCCAUUAGCUGGAGAAACGGUCAUUUUCAUUAAUCUAUAUACACUUACAGGGCUGUCAAAUAAGGGGAAUUGACUGGUACACCCAUAGACAUGAAUACGUAGAUGCGUCAUUGGGCGCUGGAGAGUUCAGUAGUGUUGCUGCCAUAUUGGGUGGCUUAUUCACUCUCCAAACCCAACUGGAGUCAAUGCAGGGUGAACAACUGUGCCCAUUUUUGUGCAACCAACUGUUGCAAUAACUGGCGCACUGUUGAAAACAGAACACGUGGGAUUUCUAUUGACUUUUCUAGCCUACCUGUUGGGAUUUAAUAUUGUAAUUUAUUUUAUUUUAUUUAUUUUAUUCAUAUUUUUUUAUUUAGUGAAAAAAAUAAAAUGUGUAUUUUUAGUUGGGUGAACACCUUCCUCAGUUGAAAUAAAUCCAACAUGGUGGCCCGCUGCUACACCAGCUCCAAUAGGUAACACCAGUCCACAUCGCAUCUGCGUAGAUGAUGUCUGUGGGUCCACCUCCGACAUUGUGUACGCUGCUGAGCUCAUUUCCUUUUUCUCAUUUAGUUUAUCUAACUCAGGAAGUCCCACGGUUGUCCCAUUAUUGGGGCUCAGGCAUAAAAGACGGCCGCCCAUGGCCCAGCAAUCAUUGCACAAAGCUUGGUGGUUCAUUAAGAGCAGUCAAACCUAUACAUGUUGUGGGCUCGCUAGAAAAACGGAAACAGGUGAGACAAAGCAUGACCAUCGCAUGACUGUAAAAGUUGAUGUUUGUCUGAAGUCAAAUCGUAUAAUAAAAAAAAGAAAUGAAGAUAUUUUGAAUUUGGGAAGUAGAAGUCCAAACCUUUUUUAUGCAACAUUUUGAUCAGUAUUUUAGCAAAAGUUUAUAUAUCUACUGUAUAUCUUGUUGGUAACCAUUUGCUAAGUUGGUGGUAUGUACAGUUAAUAGCACACAUUCAGCUGCUCAGAUCAAACAGCAGACAUUUGUCAUCAGGGAGAUGGGAGGGUCUUCCACCUGGAAUCCAGGCCCACAGAUACAAGUUACCUGCAAGAGCUAAUGGUAGGUUAGUUCAACUUCCACCUCACCUACAGUUCUGCAUUACUGUGAAACAUACAUUAUAUUAAAUGUGACACUGAAACUCAACAGGCAAGACCAGCAUAUAAUUAUCUUUUUACAGAAGUUUAUAUUGGUGCAAAUGAGAUGUGUGUGAAUUUGACGUAAUGCAUGAAGCUGGACACGUCUGUUGUUGACAGAGAUUAGUACGAAAGGAUGUAAGGUAGUGAAAAUAUCUGAUGUGGGGAAAAUUUAGGAAAGACGAGCUCUUUUUUGUGGGUUAUUGAUGUAUGUUAGGAUGAGCAAAGACAUGGGGGUGUUUGAGACAAUGGAUUUAAUUUAGUAUUUUUGUCUUUGCAGAUGAUUUCACUGCAUUCAGACACACUCAUAUAUGCAUUAUGAAUUGUGAGAUGAUAAAAAUAUGCAUUGAUUGUACAAUUCAGAAUGAAGUUAGUGAUUGUUUAAAAAUAAAGAUUAUGUUAUCAAAAA